Messenger RNA from Aureobasidium namibiae CBS 147.97, 927 nucleotides. RefSeq names its product Swi3-domain-containing protein. The coding region runs from base 1 to 927 and encodes 308 amino acids. Lineage: Eukaryota; Fungi; Ascomycota; Dothideomycetes; Dothideales; Saccotheciaceae. Gene Ontology annotation, molecular function: DNA binding. Gene Ontology annotation, cellular component: nucleus; replication fork protection complex. The transcript has 2 exons. The record is from RefSeq and is a predicted model, not a curated record. Gene Ontology annotation, biological process: DNA damage response; DNA replication checkpoint signaling; replication fork processing.
AUGCCGGGUGCAGUAAGACCAGACGUCCAGCCUACUGUCGAACGUGACGACCUGGACGACAUCUUCAACUACGAUGCCGGCAUCGAUGCAACCUUCAAUCAGCCAGCCCAGAAUUGGAGUGCUCAAGACGACGCGAAUAACAACGAUACCAAUCGACGGCAACAUGAUGUGCCCGAGAACAUUGAUGAGGAAGUCAAGGUGACAAAGAAGCGCAAGCCCGUCGCCAAAUUAGAUGAAGAACGCCUUCUAUCGCAACAAGGCAUUCCCAAACUUCGCAAGAUCGCCAAGGAUCGUCUCAUCAUCAAGGGCAAAGGCCAUGAGUUCUCGGACAUGGCACGCCUUCUCAACACAUAUCAACUAUGGCUCGAUGAUCUCUUCCCCAAAGCAAAGUUCAUGGACGGCGUGUCCAUGAUUGAAAAACUCGGUCACAAGAAACGCAUGCAGAUGAUGCGAAGAGAAUGGAUCCAAGAAGGCAAACCAAAGCCACCGCGCGAUGAUGACGAAGACGGUUUUGUCAUUCCAACCGAAAACGCUGUACCAGAAGACACUGGUGCUAGCAACACUGAAGAACAGCCCAGCAACGUUGAACCAAGGGUGGAAACACAACAAAGCGAAGGAGCACAAGCGAGAAACAACCACAACCCAUUUGGCGAGGAAGAGCCUGACGAGGAUGAGCUGGAUGAACUGUUGGCCGAGAGCGAAGUUGCCUCUGCACCUGCACCAGCCGCUUCUAAACAACCUGCAGAAGAUCAAGAGCCAGAUGAGGACGAGUUGAAUGCUCUCAUGGCCGAGGACGCAAUGGACGACAGUGCACCAAAGAGUUUGUUCGGUGGCCCAGUCUCAUCAGCCACAGCUACCAAGGCUGCUCCAAUAGCCCAUGACGAAUUUGACGAUGAUGAAGAGGCAAUGGCUGGUAUGGAUUGGUAG